Molecule: messenger RNA, 1843 nt
Organism: Exaiptasia diaphana
Lineage: Eukaryota; Metazoa; Cnidaria; Anthozoa; Actiniaria; Aiptasiidae
Product: peroxisomal membrane protein 11A
Exons: 3
Coding region: 81-770 (229 amino acids)
Biological process (GO): regulation of peroxisome size; peroxisome fission
Cellular component (GO): peroxisomal membrane
Source: RefSeq, a predicted model, not a curated record
CUCAGAAGGUGCAAAGGUUAUUUUGAAGAUCAAGAAGUGGUAUUCUGUUCUUUUGGAUUAAUACCCAAGUUAACGCCACGAUGGAUGUUGUAUCUGCCAUUGUUAAAUACAACCAACAAACACUUGGUCGUGACAAACUUUGCAGGACAAUACAGUAUGGAUCAAGACUGACAGGAUAUGUUAUGGAAAGAGUGGGUUUUAGCAAAGACUUAGUUGAAAAUGCUAAAAAGUUGGACAAACAUGCAAGCACAUCGAGGAAAAUUUUCAGACUUGGCAAAAGCAUGGACAUGUAUGUUGGAUUUGUCCGAGCAAGCAAAAUGUCUGGUGAUAAYGUAGUCCGUGUCCUCAUAAUGUGCCGCCGUGUAACCUACAUACUGUACUAUCUAGUAGACCAUGUCACCUGGGCAGAUCGAGUUGGUCUCUUCAAGUCUGACUCUAAAGCCUGGUCAAAGUUUCAGUCCAAGUUUUGGCUAAUUGCUUUGAUUUUUGGUGUACUUCGCAACAUCUAUGAUCUUCUUAAUUUGCUCAAUGUGUCAAAGGAAAGGGUUGAUGGUGAAAAAGUCAAGGAAAAGAGCAUUGUUCAGAAAGUUAUGAAACGCCCUGAUGUUGUUCUUGACACUGUUAAGAACUCUGCAGAUUUUUUACUUCCUUUGAAUGURAUGGGAAUUAUUCAGCUGAGCACUGGAGUGUCUGGCUUGCUUGGGUUAAUAUCUUCCAUAGCUGGUGCUGUGCCCAUAUGGUAUCCAGAAUUAAAACUAAAGCCAUCGUAGACAGCAAAAUGAUGACUUCAAUCUUACAUAUCUAACAGUGCAUAAAAAUGUUAAAUGYUCCUCUCUUCUUGCCAGGUAUAAAGCUCUGGAAGAGCUGUAACAGUGUUUUUGAACUCACACUUUCAUCAUUCCUGGAUCUAAAACCAAUAUUUCUAAACUUAUGAGAUAUUACAAUCUGAGCAUGUGUAAAAUAACUGUACUUUAUUACACUUGUUAUCCCACAUUGUUGGGAAGACAUACCAUGCAUGUGACUUUGAUGACUACAUGUAAGUGCAAUCGGUUAGUACCUGAUAAAGUAUUGAGCAUGAACACUAUUCUUUGCAGCCUUUUGUUUUGGGCUUCCUGUGCCCUACAAGUACAAGAUCAAGUAGCUACAUAGCCCAAACUAAAUAGAUUUAUUACCCAAUGUAAUAAUAAUUAUAAUAAGAAAAUAAUAAUAUACAAGCUAGAUAGUGAUUUUCUUUUUUGCAGAGGAUAAGAAAAAUUGCUUCAGAGAAUGAGUAGGGUACAUGUAACAAGAUAGGGUGCCCCAAGGUUGUAGGGUGAGUUUUUUUUAAGUUUUUCCCAGAGGAUUUUUAAUUUUUUUUAAAAAAACAAUCCAUACUACCUUGGCACUCACCCUUUCUCAUGUAAAGAGGCUCUAAGUUAGUUUGUCCACAAUAAUUCAUAAGAUAAACACAAUAGAAAAUCAUUGCCGUGACCGCUUCUUUAUAUGACGAGAUUCAUCCUGAUUUGCAUGCGACUUUAACCCUGAUUUUCUUUGUUUUUUUUUAUCUUGAAGUUUUUAGCAAAAUAUACUUUAGCUUAUAUUGGAAUUUGAUAAGCAAUAUAAUAUAUUUGGGUAAAAAAAUCUCCCACUCAUAUUUGAUAUAUUACAAAAUCAAUAGAAUUUGUAAACAGUGAACAUGAAUUGAUCAGUGAAGCCUUUAUUAUUUUUCUCUAGAACACUUCUAUAUCACAGUUUCAAAUAAAUGUAUAACCUACAUACAUCAAACAAUUUGAUUGGCUUAUAUUUGGUAUUUUUUUAACUAAAAUGUUUAAUGGUCUUGAGAAAUAUAAAAAAAAUGUUGUGA